Messenger RNA from Etheostoma spectabile (orangethroat darter), 1326 nucleotides. It is a transcript of the gene ndp, whose product is annotated as norrin cystine knot growth factor NDP. Gene Ontology annotation, biological process: Norrin signaling pathway; Wnt signaling pathway; positive regulation of DNA-templated transcription. Gene Ontology annotation, molecular function: frizzled binding; cytokine activity. Lineage: Eukaryota; Metazoa; Chordata; Actinopteri; Perciformes; Percidae. The record is from RefSeq and is a predicted model, not a curated record.
AAAAUCUGAGAAAGAGACAGGAACGGUGAAGCCUUUCGGAGGUGGCAGAGGAAGGACACAAUAAAUAGGAGAAACAGAAUGAAACUGAGAUGUGUAAGAGAAGAGGACAAAGAGGGCUGGAGGAGGUGAGAGUGACAGAGAGUCUGACACGAAAGGAAGAAAAAAAGAAGAGAUCGAGACUGUGUGAUGCAAACAUACCUCCAGACACCCCUCUCCACUUCCAGUGACACCAGAUGAGAAACAGUUUGUAUCCUCGCCUCAAACCAAAAGUCACUUCUGGACUGUUUGGGGAAGAAGAGAAAAAGAAAGGUCGAGGAAGAGGAGUGGGAGGUGUGUUUGAGACGUCGCACAUUCAGCCACAUCCAGGCAGUAGGGGAUGGAGCAGCCCGACGACGUGAUCCUGCUACUACCUUUCUCCCUACAGUUCACGGAUCUUGAACCGCCGCUGUUCUAGCAGGAACGAGAGAGAAAGAGAGAGAGAGAGAGAGAGAGAGAGAAGAAGACACCCUCCGUUUGUGAGGCCCUCGAGCGAUAAAAGCGAGAAAGAGACAACUCGACGUGACGUGUUUGGGCAUCGCCGUGAGGAUUGAGAGCCUCGGGGUGGUUCCGAUCAUGAAACCUUACAUCUCUGUGGCCCCCCCCUCUGGCCUGCUUCUGGUCCUGAUGUGCUGCCCCCUGCUGGGCUGGGUCCAGUCCGCCAGCAGCAACAAGGCCAGCGAUAACGGACACCCACACCUGGGAGACUCGGACCCGGAGCGCUGCAUGAGGCACCACUUUGUGGAGACCAUCACACACCCCAUUUAUAAGUGCAACUCCAAGAUGGUGUUGCUGGCGCGCUGCGAGGGCCACUGCAGCCACACCACCCGCUCCGACCCCCUCAUCUCCUUCAGCUCGGUGCUCAAACAGCCCUUCAAGAGCACCUGCUCCUGCUGCCGGCCGCACACCUCCAAGCUGAAGGCGGUACGGCUGCGAUGCUCCGGCGGGACUCGCAUCACGGCCACUUACAGAUACAUCCUCGCCUGCAACUGCGAGGAGUGCAGCUGAGCGGGGGGGGGUAUGUGGGAGAGCAGCGCCCUCCCACACCUUUAUGACUCUCAGGAACCGAAUCCUCUUUCUCUAAGGCCAUCGAGAGUUCGUCUCAGUUGAUUAUUGGAUCGGAAACUCGCCCCCGGAGGACAGCGGCUCGAGUUGCUUGUUGUUAUCUUGGCAGUGAAACUUUGGAGCAAUCGCACCACCCUUUUUCACACAGACCUUAAAAUUGACCCGCAGCCUUUCGGGACUCGGACCGAACACACUAUACUCUCCGUAAUGCUUUCAAUCACUGCA